This is a messenger RNA of Colletotrichum destructivum, 1101 nucleotides long. Its product is annotated as Putative WD40/YVTN repeat-like-containing domain superfamily. The record is from RefSeq and is a predicted model, not a curated record. Lineage: Eukaryota; Fungi; Ascomycota; Sordariomycetes; Glomerellales; Glomerellaceae. The transcript has a single exon. The coding region runs from base 1 to 1101 and encodes 366 amino acids. Gene Ontology annotation, molecular function: protein binding.
AUGAUGAAAAGGCUAGAAGACGACAAUGGAGCCGUUUUCGCUGUGGCAUUCUCUCCGGACGGAAGGAUGCUUGUAUCCGCCUCGAGCGAUACGACAGUACGGGUGUGGGAUCCCUACACCGGUCACCACCUACGAACCCUUGAGGGUCACCGCGACUGGGUCGACAGUGUGGCUUUCUCGUCCAACGGCAGACUCUUUGCGACUGCCUCCCACGACAAAACGGUGCGGAUAUGGGAUGCCGAGAUCAUCUCAGGCCUGGCCCGCGUACCAAACGUUAACGACGGCCACAUCGGCGCAAUCAGGGAGGUGGCAUUUUCGCCCGACGGCAAAGUCCUCGCAUCCAUCUCGAGCGACAAGACGGUAAAGAUCUGGGACUCGGUGACAGGAGCAGUGAUGCACACGCUCGAGGGCCACAUCGGAAGCGUACGUGCUGUGGCCUUCUCGCUUGACAGCACCAGGCUCACCUCCGCUUCAAACGACAAGACGGUCCGGGUCUGGGAAAUUGCCACAGGUGGGCCUCUGCAAACGCUAACAGGCCACACCCGGCGAGUCAAUUCCGCCGUCUUCUCGGCCGACGGCACGAAGGUCGCGUCUGCGUCCAACGACAUGACGGUCCGUAUCUGGGACGCCGCCGCAGGCGAGUGUAUACGGCCUCUCAGGGGCCACGUCGACUGGGUGACCACGGUGACUCUAUCCCCGGACGCCUUCUUGGUCGCAGCUGCGGCGAGCGAUAGGAUUGUGUACCUUUGGGAAGCACAGAAUGGAUCGCCCAUCCGGCGAUUUGAUAUCCACCAGCAUGUGACAUCGCUGGCUUUUUCCGCGGACAGCCGGCAUCUCCGAGCCGGCGGACGAUGGUUCGACACGGCCGCGGGGACCCCCAGUCAAGAGUCUCAGCCGGAGGAGCCAGCGAUGCGGACGUGUUUGAAAGAAGACUGGGUCACUCGAGACGGAGAGAAGGCUCUAUGGCUCCCGCCGGACUACCGGCCUACGUGCCCGACCGCGUAUGGUGAUUUGCAUGCCCUAGGACUUUCUUCCGGCCGAGUGACGUUUUUGGGAUUCGAGUGGCCAGUUGACGUGACGGACUUAAACCCGGUCUCUUAA